Messenger RNA from Oncorhynchus nerka (sockeye salmon), 1078 nucleotides. RefSeq names its product N-acetyltransferase 8-like. The transcript is spliced from 2 exons. The record is from RefSeq and is a predicted model, not a curated record. Gene Ontology annotation, molecular function: N-acetyltransferase activity. Bases 130 to 894 code for a protein of 254 amino acids. Lineage: Eukaryota; Metazoa; Chordata; Actinopteri; Salmoniformes; Salmonidae.
AAUUGGUACGUACCAUAAACUGUGCUAUAGUUCAUAGAAAGAUAAGGUGAGGUGGGGGAAUUGUACCAAAGUGAGUAGCAUUGUGAAAGUAUCAAGAAGGAAAAGAAACAGGGAACAGAGGACACAAAAAUGGACCAAAAAAACAACUUGCAGUGCUCGAUCCGGGAGUACCAGGCCGAGGAUAAAGACGCCGUCAUCACAUUGUUUCGCAAUGGGAUUUUGGAACAUGUUUACCCAGCUUUCUUCAAGACCAUAAGCCACCCAGAUCAAAUCGGUGUGACCCUAAGCAUUUCCAUGGCAGGGUACGUGCUAGGUGGAAGCUCCUAUUUCAUGGCCUUACUCUUUGGAGGAGCGUGGGCUGGUCUCAUCUACUACUGCUGCUAUGAAAUAUACGAGGGCUACAGGCUAAGUAGGAUGGCCACGGACAUGUCCGACAUCCAGGCCAGCUUCCUAGACAACCCAGACAACGGCUUCUGGGUGGCGAAGGCUGAAGUCAACGGCAAGUCCAAGGUGGCUGGGCUGGUGGCGGUAGUGGGGAGGAGGGGAGGGGACGAAAGGGGAGAUGGCUGGAAUGGAGGGCUUUUGAGUGGGGUCGAUGAGAUUGGCCAAGAUGAGAGAGAUGGAAGCUACGGUGAGGUGCCCCACUUGAUCGUGUCGUUCGCGUACCGCAAAAAAGGCCUUGGCUCGCAACUGGCUCAUAAGGUCAUGGAGUUCUGCAAGGAUCGUGGCUUCUCUCGUGUUGUCCUGGAAACCAGCUCACCGCAGACAGCAGCCAAUGCCCUCUACAGCAAACUAGGCUUCAUUCAAACCUCCUGCCACAGUAACACGCACGUUAACCACUGGUUCUCCAAACUGGCCAACAUCCAAGUAAUGCAUAUGGAGAAGUACAUCUAACAAUCAAAAGUUCAUCUAGCAUCACUCAGCCACAGCUACCCAUGACAGCACUACCAUGUAGAAAUAAACACAGCUAUUUCAUCUCAAUUACUCAAGACAGGCCCUUUUCAAUGAAGUGUUUCCAAUCAAAUUCACGUUUACAUAUAAAAGCCUGUCUCUUGUCCAAACAGUUUGACAACAUCCU